This is a messenger RNA of Gastrolobium bilobum, 1350 nucleotides long. Its product is annotated as F-box/LRR-repeat protein At3g58900-like. The record is from RefSeq and is a predicted model, not a curated record. Bases 1 to 1350 code for a protein of 449 amino acids. The transcript has 3 exons. NCBI's taxonomy places the organism in Eukaryota, Viridiplantae, Streptophyta, Magnoliopsida, Fabales, Fabaceae. Gene Ontology annotation, molecular function: protein binding.
AUGGAAGAUGAAGCUAGCAGGGAUGAUAAACAGAAGAGAGCAAAAGCUAAUGAUGAGAAAGACUAUAAAGAAGAAGAUAUCAUCAACCAAUUGCCAGAUGGAAUCCCUGUAGCCAUUUUAUCUAAAUUGUCAAUAAAUGAAGCUGCUAGGACCAGCAUCCUCUCAAAAAAAUGGAGAUAUCUGUGGACCUCUUUUUCUGGGACCUUAGAAUUUGAUGGUUCACCUAUUAUGAAAGACAUGAAAAAAGAUAUUGAGAAGGUUGCAGGGAGGCAUUUGCAAAUGGCAAUGGAGAUCAUGUAUGAUGCAGAAAGGCAAACAUAUACAAGUUGGAUCAAUGAAUUGUUGAGUUCACUUAAAAGUUCAACUCUACAAGGAUUGAAAUUUUGGUUUCAUGUGGGCACUGGGUGUGAUAUUGAUAAGUGGGUUCACUUUGCCAUUCAAAAGAAGGUUCAAAAGCUUGAGCUGUAUUUUGGGCAUACAUUUGAAUAUGUUCUUCCAUUGCACCUGUUUAAACAAGCAAGUUUUAAUUCCUUGCUUGUCUUGCGUCUGAAAUUCAUUACUGUGAAGAAAGAGAUGCUAGAGUAUUUACUUUGUUGCUGUCCAUUACUUGAAACGUUGAGCUUGGUUAACUCGGGAGUUCCAAAGACUAUGAAGGUUUCAGGUCCAUCUCUUAAGCUGAAAUGUCUUGAGUUGGUAAGAUGUUGGGAGCUGAUAAACCUUGAGAUUUUUGCUGAGAAUUUAAUGUCAUUCAAAUACUACGGAUCCCAUUUGAACGCAGAAUUCAAGAGCGUUCCAAGCCUUGUGGAAGCAACAUUUGGAGGAUCCUUUGUGGAAUUCAGUAGACAAAGUUUUCUCCCGCAAAUAAAAGUGCUUAAAUUGGAUAUUACACAAAACGUACCUGAAGUGAUUUACUGGUUAUGUCAACUUCCCAAGUUACAAAAUCUGAAGUACUUGGAAUUGGUUGCCUGCGUUGAUGACAGCUUAACACUUGGUGCUUGUGUUCUGCUAUUAAAGGCAUCACCUUCACUAUGGAGGUUCACAGUCAAGAUGCUAAAUACCAACCCUAUUUUUAGAACAGAAGGCAAAUUUACAAUGGAAUGUCAGUACAGUCUUAAGGAGUUGGAAUUGGUUGGUUUUUGUGGAGCAGCAUGUGAAGUUGAAUUAGUUAUGUACGUGCUUGAGAAUGCAGUUGAACUCCAGAAGAUAACUAUUGAUACAAGGUUACCAACUAAGCCGAAAUUGAGACCAUUGGGGGAGCACUUCAAAACUUGGGAUCAUGAGGAGAACAGAAAGCGUGCUUGGGAACUGCAGAAGAAAAUACCUCCUUCGAUUGACUUCAUUUGUCUUUGA